Molecule: messenger RNA, 2259 nt
Organism: Malassezia sympodialis ATCC 42132
Lineage: Eukaryota; Fungi; Basidiomycota; Malasseziomycetes; Malasseziales; Malasseziaceae
Biological process (GO): fungal-type cell wall organization; (1->6)-beta-D-glucan biosynthetic process
Cellular component (GO): endoplasmic reticulum membrane; plasma membrane
Molecular function (GO): glucosidase activity
Source: RefSeq, a predicted model, not a curated record
AUGAUCAAGCUGGAUAUUAUAUCUAGACUCGUGCAUGAGCAGAAUGCCAAAGAAGUAUUGGAAGAGCUCCGGGACUAUGCGUCCGAAGUGGAUAUUGAUUUUGCUCAAAGAGCCAUCAAUGCAAUUGGUCGACUUGCUCUCAAGCUAGAAUCCAUGGUGGAUGAGUGUGUACAGGCGCUCUUGGAUAUUAUCGAGAGCCACGUCAACUAUGCGAUUCAAGAAGCCAUUGUCGUUGUCAAGGACAUUCUGCGCCAGUAUCCCUCCAGAUAUGAGUAUAUCAUCCCGUUGUUGUACGAAACCGUCGACUCAUUAGACGAACCUCGGGCCAAGAUGGCGAUGAUAUGGAUGGUCGGGGAGUAUGGAGACAAGAUCGACAAUAGCGAAGAAAUUAUGGAAGACUUUUUGUUUACGUUCCUCGACGAAUCCACAGAGAUACAGUUGGCGCUUUUGACGGCCACGGUCAAGUACUUCUUGCUACAACCCUCGAAAGGAGCGGAUAUGGUGCAAAGAGUACUCAAAUGGACCACAGAAAAGUAUGUUCAAGACGCUACCUUGAUUUCCGACCAGGAGGCCAGGCCCAGCUCGUCUUUGACCCCAACAUCCAAACGUACAUUUGAUGCGGAUCUUGAACAGAUGCAGGUCCCAGACACUUCUGCUCGGAGGCGCCCCUUCAGUACACAGUCUCAGAUGCCCUCUCGAGGCGUAGUGGUGUUACAUCCAAUGCAGGCAGAGCCUGAUGACUACCUUCAUAUCCCGGAUAAGAAUGUCGAUGCUCAUUCGAUUCGGCCCACAUGGCGUGGUUGCGUGAAUUUUUGCACUCUCUUUAUGAUUGCAGCUGGUUUGCUAAUGCUUUUUAUUGGCUAUCCGCUUAUUGCCAAUUUUGAUGAAUCCUACAACAACGUUGGUGACCGGUUCAUCAACAAUGGGAAAUCCCCGGCUAUUCCUAUGCCCCCGUUAAUUGAUCCUGAUACGCCACCCGAUGCCCAUUCCUGGACAAGCCAGUAUGAUGAGAGUGAAUGGGAUCUUGUUUUUAGUGACGAGUUCAACAAGGAUGGGCGCACAUUCUGGCCAGGGGAAGAUCCGUUUUGGGAGGCAGGCGACUUUUACUAUCUUGCCACCCAAGAUUACGAAUGGUACACGCCAGAAGCAAUCCGCACGAUGAACGGGUCUUUGGUCAUUACUAUGGAAAACAUUGUGGAACACAAUGCAAAUUUCCGUUCUGGUAUGCUUCAAUCGUGGAAUAAGUUUUGUAUCCAGGGAGGCUAUGUGGAAACCAAAGUCAUCCUUCCUUCUGAACCGACGACGGCAGGGUACUGGCCCGGUUUCUGGAUGAUGGGCAAUUUGGGUCGGCCAGGCUACUUGGGGACCACCGACGGAAUGUGGCCCUAUUCGUAUAACCAGUGUGAUAUCGGUAUUCUUGAGUACCAGCAGUACCCCAACAGGACAGGACCGUAUGCUGCGACCCAUGCCAAUUCUCCGUCCAACAAUCCUAAUAUAUCUUCACUGCCUGGUAUGCGCUUCCCUGCUUGCGCGUGCUCGGGUCAAGAGCACCCGGGGCCCAACGCCCACACAGCACGCUCGGUGCCAGAGCUGGAUAUCUUUGAGAUGCAAGUGAAAAAGGAUGAUGGCACGUACGCAUCGCAGUCCUACCAGAUCGCACCAUUUGACGAUGACUACAAGUGGUUUACCAACUCCUCCUCCUAUGUUAUCUACAACCACAAAGAGACAAACAGGAACUCGUAUUCUGGUGGCCCCACGCAGGAAGCAUUGUCAUGCGUGUCUCGUGUACCCGACUCGGCCUUCUUUGGCACAGACGGGGAAGGAUCCAUCAUGGGCGUAGAAUAUAUGCCAGACUUUUCCCGCAACGGUCAGGGAUAUGUCACAUGGUAUGUGGAUGGAAAGAAGACAUGGACGCUGUUUGAAACGGCCCUGGCGCCUAACAAAAAGACCCAGAUCGGACAACGCACCUUACCGUUGGAGCCCAUGUCGCUUAUUCUCAACUUGGGCAUUUCUAAGGGUUUCCAGAACAUUGACUGGAAGAAUAUUGAAUUCCCGGCACACUUGGCCUUUGACUACGUACGGGUGUAUCAGAAGCGUGGCGAGCCUCAACGGAUCAGCUGUGAUCCUAGUGACUACCCUACGGCUGAUUAUAUUAACAAAAAUAUGGACUUGUAUUCCAACAGCAACAUCACAAGCUUCCUUAACUCGACUACCCGCCACAGGACCUGGCCCAAGAAUGGCCUCAAAGAUGGUUGCUAG